CGACACACUCGUACACGCAUAGUAGAUUAAUAAUAGUCUACUGCCGUUUGGGGAGCAUGGGUAAUGUUUAGUCAUGCGAGGACCGACUGAAGAUUAACUAUUUGGAUACAGGAUAGUUAUUAUUAAGCUGUCAAUUACGAGAGGAGGAAUUAGUCAUUUUCCACGUUAUCUGUCAAUUUCAGCGAGAUCUAGCUCACUCGUGACGCAACUUGCAUUCAGUCUCAGACGGUAGCAGUUAUAAACAGUGUUUUUGGAAUCGUGCUCGUCGACGUACAUGUGUACAUGUAGUUGCGACAUAUGGAAAGUAAACAAGACUUUCAACGGUAAUUUACGGUGAAAGAAGAUUGAACUGCAUAAAUUGAUUCAUUAACUUUACUUGAUUAUUUUGCUGAUCUUCCAAGGAAAUAUAAGUUCAACAUGCAUCAGUAUACUGAAGUGGAGAAGCUUCGCGCUGGCUAUUUCGGCAUUGAAUAUAAAUACAGAGAGAGGGGUAUCAACGGAAAGGAUAGACUUGGCAAACUUGUCCCGGUGAGCAAGAGAGGAAAAGCUAAGUGGGUCUUGGAGCAGUACUAUCGGAAGAUGGUUUUACGACUCCCAAAACACGACAACUUAGUCAAGAUCAAGGCAGCUUUCUUGAACAAAGUCACCGAAGACGGCGAAUUAGACGAGGAGGAUAUGUUUUUAUGCACAGUUUGGAAGUUAUACGGUGAGAAGAGUCUAAACCUGAAUGCCUAUCUUCUCUCUCGUCAUGGCAGACUUGAUGAUGAUGCCUAUAAAUCACUGAUGAUGCAGUUGGCUCAAGCAAUGGAACAUCUUCAUUCUAAUGGUACCGCCCAUAAUGCGUUGACACCUUACAGCGUUAUGAUUGUCGAGGGAGUCAAAGGACAAGCCGUGGUCAAAGUAGGAGAUUAUGGACUGACCCAGGUAUGUGGUGCAGCUUGCAGUCAGGACUACAAACCAGAUGGACAACUGCCUAAGAGUUUGGACUUUUACCUGCCACCAGAAGCCGCCAAAGAGGGUUGGGGACAUCCUGGUCAAGCCAACACCACGGCGGAUAUUUUCAUGCUUGGACUCCUGUUCAGCGCGAUGACCGAGCAUACAGUUCUUGAAGGAGCUGAUCAAAAUGAAGAGACCAUUAUUGCUACUUUUGUCAAGUUCCCAGGGUACGGUGCUGUGCCGAUCGGAAAGUUUCUGAACACCAACCCCAGCAUCAAUCUCGAUCAUCAUCUUCAUAGCAAACUCAGUCCGGAGCUCCGCAGUCUGGUCCGACGGAUGACUCUCAUUGACGCCGACUCUCGACCUCCUGCCAACGGUGUUAUCCAUAUGCUGACUGCUUGCGAAGCCAUUCGAGGAAACGAGAAGACAGGGGAAAAUAUUGAGUCGCAAGCAACGACCAGGUCGUCAUCGACGUUGCCAAGGAAUACAACGUUGACGAGAAAGACGAGUAUGAGAAAGAGAGCAGCCACCAAUCCAGCCAUGUUCAACCCUUGUGUAUCACCACCACAAAUGCCUAGGAUGAGCUCUGCAUCCGUCAUCAAGCCACCGGCACCAACCAAAACCAACUUCAUCAGGAGAGCAUCAAUGAGGGCCAACAACUACUUGAGGAGAAGUCGUUCAGUCAAGAUUUCAAAUUGAUAGGAUCAUUGGACGGCUUGGAGCUGCAGGUACAUAGACAAUACUUGCUUUGUGUGCGUGGGAUUCUCUAAGAUGUCUGGUAAAACUCUGAAAUCUGCCGAUAAUUUCCGAUGAAAUUUUGAGUUUUCGUGGCAAUUUAAGGAAAAGCUCUGACUCAUCAUGAGAGAAAAGGAUCUUUGGCUUACAACCAAGUCGCAUGUGUUUAAAGAAAUAAAUUCGCGAGUUUUGAGAUCAGAAUUUCUG
Molecule: messenger RNA, 1878 nt
Organism: Lytechinus variegatus (green sea urchin)
Lineage: Eukaryota; Metazoa; Echinodermata; Echinoidea; Temnopleuroida; Toxopneustidae
Exons: 2
Coding region: 418-1635 (405 amino acids)
Biological process (GO): protein phosphorylation
Molecular function (GO): protein kinase activity; ATP binding
Source: RefSeq, a predicted model, not a curated record